Molecule: messenger RNA, 1245 nt
Organism: Penicillium pulvis
Lineage: Eukaryota; Fungi; Ascomycota; Eurotiomycetes; Eurotiales; Aspergillaceae
Product: putative oxidoreductase
Exons: 2
Coding region: 1-1245 (414 amino acids)
Source: RefSeq, a predicted model, not a curated record
AUGCCUAUCCCAAUUCUCAUCCAGGCAGUCCAGCUGGGUGUCUCAUCCAUCCCAUAUGCUUGGCCAAUCCUAAAAGUUGCGCCAUGGAUCAUACUCAUCGCUGCGCUGAAGUACUACUUUGGCGGAGCCCGCAACACCUCCGAGCGACUGAUGCAUUCUAGAAGGAUUAUGGUGACGGGCGGAACGUCCGGUAUAGGCGCACAAGUUGUUCUAGGACUCGCGCAGCGCGGAGCCCAAGUUAUCCUCCUAACCCGCCAACCACCCUCCGACCUCUUCGUUGUCGAGUUCAUCGACGAUAUCCGCAAGAACACAGGUAACCAGAAUAUCUGGGCCGAGCAAGUCGAUCUCUCCUCUCUGCACUCAGUUCGCACAUUCGCUACAAAGUGGAUCGAUAAUACCGAGCCCCGUCGUCUGGACGCUGUUAUCUUAUGUGGCGGCAUUGCUGUACCGGCGUCCGCGAAAAAGAACACCAUUGACGGAAUCGACGAGGAGUGGCAGGUGAAUUAUCUUGCCAAUUUCCACCUGCUGAGUAUCCUGAGUCCGGCAUUGAGAGCACAGCCCGCGCACCGAGAUGUACGAGUGAUUUUCACAACCUGCUCAGGCUACAUUGGAGCGAAAUUCGAACUCGACCGUGUCAAGAGGGGUAUGACUGGCAGUUUCAUGUCAAAGGAUAAGAAGAGGGUUAUUAAAGCUGCGCCGAAGGGUAUUUAUGCGCUUAGCAAAUUUGCGCUUAUGAACUUUGCGUUCUCUUUCCAGAGACAUUUGAGUUCGUUCAAGAGACCUGAUGGACUUCCACCUUGUACCCGGGUUCUGGUUGUGGAUCCGGGUCAUACACGGACUCCUGGUACUCGGCGCUGGAUGACUGGUGGCUCGCUUUGGGGCUUGCUGCUCUAUCUCAUUACAUGGCCGUUCUGGUGUUUGGUUCUCAAGUCGCCGCAGCAGGGUGCGCAGAGUAUCUUGUAUGCUGCUAUGGAGGAAGAGUACGGUCGUGGUGUUGGUGGGUGGUUUAUCAAGGAGUGCCGGGAGAUGGAUCUUGCGCGGACGGAUGUGCGGGAUGAGGAUGUUGGCAAGCGGCUGUGGGAGUUUAGUGAAAAGCAGAUUGAGGAGGCUGAGAAGGAGAGUGCCAUCAAAAGGGCGGCGGAGAAGAAGGAGAGGGAGGCUGCUAAGGAGAAGGAGACUCGCAAGGAAACUGCAUCUGGAAAGGCGCAGACUCCUGGAUCCAGGCGGAGCAAGAAGGCUAAAUAA